CUCCGGAGCGUGAGGACGCGGACUCUCACAGGAGACUCUCAGCCCCUUUAUCUCUGAACCCUGCAGGAUCCUGGAGCUGGAGCAUGCACGGGGCUCUGUGUAAGGGUUAGUGAGGAGGGUGGGGGGACCACUGCCGGACACUUCUGCUGUCCAGCACCCCGGGGUCACGCUUUAUUGGCAGGAAAGACCCUCCAUUUAUUCAGCCAGAAUCGUCAGAAAUCCUGAAAAUGGACCCUUUACAGAGUGGGACUAACUGUGAGGAGGACUCAAAGUGUGCUGAGGAGGAAGAGGAGGUGGAUCCAAGAAUCCAGGGAGAGCUGGAGAAGUUAAACCAGUCUACAGAUGACAUCAACCGCUGGGAGAGUGAGCUGGAGGACUGUCGCCAGCGGUUCCGGGCGGUGCUGGUGGAAGCAACGGUGAAGCUGGACGAGCAGGUGAAGAGGAUUGGACGAGCCGUGGAUGACUCCAAACCCUACUGGGAAGCCCGCAAAGUAGCGAGACAGGCCCAGAUCGAAGCCCAGAAGGCCACCCAGGAGUUCCAGCGGGCGGUGGAGAUCCUGCGGGCAGCAAAGGAGACCAUCGCCCUGGCCGAGGAGAGGCUGCUGGAGGAGGACAGCCGGCAGUUUGACUCCGCCUGGCAGGAAAUGCUCAAUCACGCCACACAAAGGGUGAUGGAAGCUGAACAGGCCAGGACUCGCAGUGAAGCAGAGCACAGGAAAACAGCAGCAAACUACAACUCCUGUAUCAGCCACAUGAGGCAGCUGGAGAAGAAACUAAAGCGCACAAUCAACAAAUCCAGGCCGUAUUUUGAACUGAAGGCCAAGUAUUAUCUACAGCUUGAGCAACUGAAACGUCAAGUGGAUGAGCGCCAAGCCAAACUCGUGGCUGCUAAAGCAGAAUACCGCUCAGCGCUGCGCAACCUAGAGAGCAUCUCUGAGGAGAUCCAUGCCCAACGACGGUCGAUCGCCAUGGGAACCAGGGAGCAGGGUGUUGGUGCAGAGGGAGACAACGAGGACAUCUCUAGUUUUAAGAUGGAGUCAGACAGUCUGUCGAUGGUGUCCGUAUCAAUUGAUGAAGAGGGCAGGCAUAGUAGCAGCUCAGAAGACGAGGCCGACACUCACUCCAUCUCCUCACCCCAAGCCGUGCCCUCCUCACCCUCCACAUCCUCCUCCACUCCCACCCCACUGGACAUGCCCUGCCCUUACCCCUCCUCCUCACUCUACAGCCCCGACUCCUACCUCUCCUCCCCUCCCUCCGCCUCAGUCCUCUCCACUUCUUGUCCCGGUAGCCUGGAGGUAGUGAUCCCCUGUAGCUCUCAUGACCCAGACUCACUGUGCGGCUCUGGGCACGCCUCACCUCUCCUGGGCCCUCGCAGCCAGUGCAGCGGAGCUUCCUCUCCAGACUGCGACCAGGAGAGAGGUGACAGAGCAGAGGGAGCCGAGGCGACACUAGAAGCCGGUUUGAACAAGCUCAGCUUGGCACAAGAAGAAGUGGACUCUGAGGACGAGCGAGACCCCCCUUACAUCAACCCCGACAUCUCCUCUUCCACCUCUGCCGCUACCAUCCUCAUACUCAACAGUGUCUAACAAACGCCUGUCAUACGAAAGACUGCGGUCGUGCAUGGCUUGGAGCCUCAAACUGACAUUUGGCAGAAGAUCUGAAGCCGACUUGGAUGAAGAGAGCAAACUGCACACUCAAACCUGACACAGUGUCUCCAAACAUAAACAUCAGAUGGUGCUAUACAUGUUGUAUUUACAUAUCAAACCAGUAUCAUUGUAAAAGAGAACCCAUAAGUAUUGUAAAUAAGCAGACCGAGAUAACUGGAUGGUGACAGUGUUAUUUAAAGGCUUCAUUUCCCGUAAACCAAACUGUCGCUGUGUCAUUGGGCUGAUUUCACUUUCAGUUUUUCUGCUAAAAAAACAUUGUGCCAUAAAGACAUUUUUAUUUAUGAGCAGAAAAAGAUAAUUUCUCUUCUUUGGCAUAUUUGGGUCGUCGAUAACCUCAGCAGUGGUGUAGCUAGUCUAAUGUUUUUGUGAUGUGUCAAAGACAAAAAGUGUUAACUUCCUGCUCUUGGAUCCAAGUGGAAACUUUGUUAUUAAUGUGAAAAGUCAGCCUGUUAUUCAGAUAUGACAAAAAAAAACCAGUCAGAUGUGGGAAUGUUGUUAUCCUCCUGUAACUCUACACUUCAGGGUGAAUGAAAUGUAGGUCGUGGAGACGGUGGUUGUGGUUGUGGAGGAAUAAUCGUCAGAAGGAAAUGGAGUGAAACCACACUCCCAGCACUAACUAAAGAAGAGACUGUCUUCAGAUGGGACUAGAGACAAUAGUGGUCUUCCAUUUGGUUUUGUAAAUGAGUGAGUGAAUGUAUUUUUAAUGCAGCCCACGAUCUGAUGUGGUGUUUGUAGCCAUUGAGUGAAUGCUUUUCCAUGUCUUUGUGCAUUAGCGUAAACUUACAUCCUACCCCGUAGCACAGAUAUUCUAUAUUUAUAAUCCUGUAUUCUUGUAAAUGAACAUUGUUUUGGUUACUGUUGUUGUGUAACAGAAAAAAAAGCAUUAAACAUGUGCCUGA
Molecule: messenger RNA, 2566 nt
Organism: Cheilinus undulatus (humphead wrasse)
Lineage: Eukaryota; Metazoa; Chordata; Actinopteri; Labriformes; Labridae
Product: SH3 domain-binding protein 5-like
Exons: 9
Coding region: 228-1586 (452 amino acids)
Biological process (GO): negative regulation of protein tyrosine kinase activity; intracellular signal transduction
Cellular component (GO): cytoplasm
Molecular function (GO): protein kinase inhibitor activity
Source: RefSeq, a predicted model, not a curated record